Messenger RNA from Cuscuta campestris, 1283 nucleotides. NCBI's taxonomy places the organism in Eukaryota, Viridiplantae, Streptophyta, Magnoliopsida, Solanales, Convolvulaceae. The record is from the annotation of a GenBank genome assembly.
CUACUAAAAUAAAAGAAUCCUAAUAAAGGAAUUUCUGUUGUUGUAGAAUGAGUCAAGAAUCUGCCCACGGACAAGGCAACAACAAUGAACACGUCAGUGUUCAUACUUGAAGCAUCUAGCUUUACCCCUCCCGUCCAAAAUGAACCCGUCAAUCAACAAAAUGUUGGGAAUAACCUGAACGCUGGUGGUCAAGUUGACCUUUUGAUUCCAACUUUUCUAGCUAAUGUGUUACAACAGAUAGCCAACGCACCAAUGUUUCAACCACCUCCACCACCUCCACCCCGUGUGGUAACCUGCAAGACGCUAAGGGAUAACGGUGCCGAGAUAUUCCUUGGAGAUCGUAUCGCGGAACCCCAGAUCGCGUGGGACUGGAUCGACCAAACCGCUCGAGUGUUGGAGGAUUUGAAUGUGCCAAUUGGUAACUAUCCUAGGCUCGCUUCUCAACUACUCCGCAAGAAAACCUAUGAAUGGUGGAAGAGAACUGACGAAAGUGCAGAGACCCCAAAACCCUGGACUUGGGCCCAUUUCGAGUGGGCAUUCAAACAAGAAUAUAUUCCCAAACGUUUUUGCGAGGAAAGACGUAAGGAAGUUGUGGAACUGCAACAAGGGGAUAUAACACUACCUGAGUACCGUCAGAAGUUCACCCGUCUUGCCAAGUUUGCGCCAACGUUGGUGAGCACCCCAACGGAUCGUAUCGAAGAGUUCAAGAACAAACUUCGACCUGACCUCAGGUCGAGAGUAUCCAUCUUGACCACGGUGGAUUUCGCGGCGGCUUACGAUCUAAUAGCCAAGGCAAAUAAUGACUUGAGUGCCUGCAAUGAGUAUCUGAAAAUGAACAAUCCAAGCCCCAGUACUCAUCAACCCACCAGUUCUGCGAACACUGUGGAAGAAAUCACCCAGGAGAAUGCUGGCUUAAACAAGGGUUGUGCCUUGGAUGUGGAAAACCAGGACAUUUCCGAAAGGAGUGCCCUACAAACCCCGGAGAACAAUUUCCACCUGCCCCUGUUGUUAGUCAAGGAGCAUCGGCACGACCCGCACCAAGCCAACGCUCAACAGUGGGGUCUAAUCCAGCCAAGAACCAGAGCCAACAACAAGGACGAGCUCCUGCUCUUGCAUAUGCGAUGAAGUCACGAGCUGAGGAAAACCCUGACGUCAUUCAGGGUAUGUUUUCCUUAUUUGAUAAUGUUAUGCACGUGUUGAUAGAUCCCGGAUCAACGUUAUCUUAUAUUUGUGUGCCUAAGCCUGUAAAAGCUGAUAUAAUGAAAGAAAGUUUAGAACAACCU